Messenger RNA from Lactuca saligna, 817 nucleotides. The record is from the annotation of a GenBank genome assembly. NCBI's taxonomy places the organism in Eukaryota, Viridiplantae, Streptophyta, Magnoliopsida, Asterales, Asteraceae.
UUUCUUUUCCUUGGACAAAGGGAAAAGAGGAAUAAAGUCGAGGCCAAGCACCGACCCAUGGUUCCCUACUACGGAAUGUACCGAAGGGAAAAAGGAAACGCAUGGAAGAUUUCGAGAAGAAAGUGAGAAUAUCAGAAGGCAUGGACGUUGAUCAAAAUGGCUCCAACCACCACCAAAUCGUCUCUUUGCUUCGCCAAUUUCUCGGAGUUCAGCAGCGAAGAGCGGAAGCCUACGCAAAACUCAAAAAGGGCUUUACUGAAUUGGGAGAUUCUGCUUACCAACAACUUUGCAAUGAAAUCACACUUCAAUUUAAUGACUGUUCGAAACAAGUGCAUGCAUUGGAGUCGAUAUUUCUGAGUCCCAGUUAUUCAAGAAAUGAUUUAGCUUCUAUACUGAGGUCUGUUCAAGUUCAAGAAAAGCAAAAGCUGCAUCUGACAGCAACAAUUCAGGUUUUGAAAAAAGCUGGACGCCCCUCAGAACGUUUAGUGAGCCAUGAAAACUGCAAAUUUAAAAAUCACACGCAACACGAAUGUGUUCAUGUUCAUGAGAUAACAGAAGCUGCUGGAACAGAAGAAGCAGAAGCAGAUGCAGAAUAUGAUAAUGCAAUGAAGGAAGCGAUUCAAGGUGUUCAAGAUGCAGUCACCACCAUUAAUGAACAUUUGGAAGAAGUUAGGUAUGAAAUUGCUGCUCUUGAAGCAGAGUGAUUUUUGAAAUUACUUGUUAUUUUGUGUUUUUUUUUUAUUAAUCCAUACUUUGUUUAGAUGUUUUCGUACAUAUAUACAAUAUUUAGUUAUCUAGUUAUAUUAAAGGUUGCUUA